Messenger RNA from Myripristis murdjan (pinecone soldierfish), 2578 nucleotides. RefSeq names its product E74-like factor 2a (ets domain transcription factor) (gene elf2a). The transcript has 9 exons. Gene Ontology annotation, cellular component: nucleus. The coding region runs from base 349 to 2085 and encodes 578 amino acids. NCBI's taxonomy places the organism in Eukaryota, Metazoa, Chordata, Actinopteri, Holocentriformes, Holocentridae. The record is from RefSeq and is a predicted model, not a curated record. Gene Ontology annotation, molecular function: DNA-binding transcription factor activity, RNA polymerase II-specific; sequence-specific DNA binding. Gene Ontology annotation, biological process: cell differentiation; regulation of transcription by RNA polymerase II.
ACGGUGGUGCGUCACCGCUGAGCCGCUGGAUCCGCUGUGGCGAGGAGGCGGCGCGCCGGAAAGCUACGGGGUAGCAAGAAACAAACAGGAAUCACAACAAAACUUCUGGAACUACGCUCGCAUUCCGUUUUUCCAUUUCGGCGCAAGACAUCGAUAUGUAUUCGCAAAGUAAUUUGUAAGGAACACCAGUCGGCACGGUUCUUGCAAACGCUUGUUUUUGCGAACGAAGUGAGCGUCUUGGCCUUGUCAACUUGGCUAGCUAACGUAAACGUUAGCUUCAGUUAGGCCUAGCUGGUGCUAGCCGCGAAGCUUACUUUUCGCUAGCAAAAGCAAAACAAGGAAUGAGUGAUGACCUCUGUGGUGGUGUCAGACGGCGGAGGGAACAUGGUGGAGUAUGUCACUGUGAUCGAGGAGCCCCAGCAGAGCGACCAGCCAACUGCUGAGGAGGAGGAGGUCGUGCAGCAGGAGGUUGAGGCGGUGAUCAUGGACGGCGUAGAGGAGGAGGAAGAGGACGUGGAGGAGGAGGAGGAGGGCGUGGUGCUGCAGGAGGAGGAGUGCCCAGCGGUGAUCGUCGAGGAGGUGCCCAGCGCCCAGGUGGAGCAGUGCUACGCGGCCCAGGUUCUGGUCUACGACGACGAAACCUACCUGAUGCAGGACGUGGCUGAGGAGCAGGAGGUGGUCACGGAGGUGGUGGAGACAGUGGAGAUGUCAGGCCACGACAUGGUGUGUUUUGACAAAACCUUUGAGGCGGCUGAGGCUCUUCUGCACAUGGAGUCACCUGGCGGCCUUCACAACGACCGCAACACAGUGGAGGAUGUUAUGAUGGAGACGGUGGUGGAGGUCUCUACUGAGUGUGGACCCAUAGAGGAAGACUCCUUCCCCAUUCCCCCCGAAUGUGAACCAGCCGCUAAGAAGAAGAGAGGAGGUGGACGUAAACCCAAGACACACCAGCCUGCAUCCAAUGGCUCCUUUGACCUGGGGAUAAAGAAGAGGCCAAGGGAAGGCAAAGGCAACACCACCUACCUGUGGGAGUUCCUGCUGGAGCUGCUGCAGGAUAAGAACACCUGUCCCCGCUACAUCAAGUGGAUGCAGAGGGAGAAGGGCAUCUUCAAACUGGUGGACUCCAAGGCUGUGUCCAAGCUGUGGGGAAAACACAAGAACAAGCCUGACAUGAACUACGAAACCAUGGGUCGGGCGCUGAGGUAUUACUACCAGCGUGGCAUCCUGGCCAAGGUGGAGGGCCAGCGGCUGGCCUACCAAUUCAAAGACAUGCCUAAGAACAUCCGUGUGAUUGAUGAUGAUGAUGAAGGCGAGGAGGUGGAGGACAGCGAGGGGGUGAUUGCUGCACAGCACCUGGUUCACCAGCAGGGCCCCGUCACCCUGGCCUCUGACCCUCCCGCUGCGAGCCACCCUCAGCAGACCUACGUCACCGUCAUCCCCACCAACGCCACCACCACCAGGACCAUCCGAGCCAUGCCAGUGGUCAUGGCCAACUCGCUGGGUCAGGUGACGUUAAACUCUUCCUCCAUCCUCACCACCACUGCCGGAGUCCCAGUAACAGUAGGCAACGCCACCACCAGCGCCCCGCCCAAACUGGUCAUCCAGGCUCUGCCCACCGUGCUGCCUGCUGGUUCCAAGGCAGGCGAGAAGAUCACCAUCAUCACCAUCCCGGCCAACCAGUUGGCCACGCUAAUGCAGGGCAACCCGUCUGGCCAGCUAACACAGCUCAUCCAGGCCAAGCCCGUGCCCACCCAGCUAGCCCCGGCCGCAGGCAAACCCGCCGCCACUCAUACGGUCCAGCUGACAGCGGGCCGGCCGGCGCCGCAGCUCAUCCUGGCCAAACCGGCCGCGGUGGCUCAGCCGCUGCCCCAGCUCACUGUCCAGGUGGGCCAGCCUCACCCCACCCCGCCCAAAACACCCAUCCAGCCCCCAGACCCCGUCCAGCCUCCCCCCUCCUCCAGCACUCAGCCUGACGCAGCACAAUCAGAGGCCACAGUGGACGCUCCGCCCCCCUCCACAGCCCAGCCGGAGGAGCAGCGCUCCCCCCAGUCCUGCCCUCCAGCAGCAGAUACCCCUGCAUCCUGAAAGCUCCGCCCACAGGCUGGGGAGGGGCAGGGCUGUAGAGGAAAUGACUCUGGACACUGCUGAGGAAGCAGAGGACACAUUCUGCUUCCCCACCUACAGAGCACAGCUGCCCUCUGAUUGGCUAAGGUCGAACCCCAUUGACUAUAGACCUGGUGUUAUUCUCCAGUGAGAAGCCUGCUCUCAUUACGGGACUGCUGACCUUUUGGGUUGAAACCCCAAAACUAGAAAAAGGGACUCUAUUGUAUAAACACACAUUCUUCAGAGCUCAUACUACCCAGAAGACAUGAGCAGCCUUAGAUUGUAAAUAAACAAAAAAAAAACUUUUUGUAAUCAAACGUAAUAUAAAAAAGCCUGACGAGACUUUGUUGUAAAGAAAAAUAAAAUGGAAAAAAUGUUUUUUGAUACUCAGCGGGUAUGUAUCAGUACAUAUAGUUUGAAUACAUUGCUGUUUUUUUCCUGUUUCCAGUCUUUAUGGUUUAUCUGGAUCUGUUGU